Molecule: messenger RNA, 714 nt
Organism: Dreissena polymorpha
Lineage: Eukaryota; Metazoa; Mollusca; Bivalvia; Myida; Dreissenidae
Exons: 1
Coding region: 1-714 (237 amino acids)
Biological process (GO): G protein-coupled receptor signaling pathway
Cellular component (GO): plasma membrane
Molecular function (GO): G protein-coupled receptor activity
Source: RefSeq, a predicted model, not a curated record
AUGCAUGUUCUCAAUGUUCCUAUCAUUUGCGAAGGAUUCGCUAUAUUGUAUCUGGCAGCCCAGUACAUGUCGCCAUUAUUAACGCUUGCUUUCACGACAGAGCGAUUCAUCGCAAUAAAGUUCCCAUUGCGUAGACCGCUUUAUUGUACUGUACAUAGAGCCGUGUGUACGAGUUUUUGCAUCGUGCUGACGAGUAUGGGUCUUUGUGGAAUUCAAGGAUACCUUUGGUCUUAUGACAGCAAUAUAGGCGAGUGCAUCUUAAAACAGAACGAUUUAUGGGAGAAAUGGUCAUGGGGAACAGAAAUGUUUAUGUUUCUAUGUGUGCCUCUCCUUGUUUUGCUUCUCAAUAUACUGGUUAUUUUGGAAAUUAAGAAAUCAAGCAAAGUGGCGUUUACGUUGAAUAAGAGUGUAAACAAGACAACCGCCACGACAGUGUUGUUGCUCGCAGUGUCAUUCUAUCUCAUACUAACCACACUCCCUGCGUCAAUAGUGUUUCUGCUACAAAAGUACUUCCCUCCUGGAAACCUAACACAUCUAACAGCUAUCGAAACGGAUAACAACUGGCAAGUUUAUUUCCAAUACUGUCGGGCAAGGAAAGUAAUCGAAAUCAUCGGACGAACGCAUUUCGUAAUGAAUGUCUAUAUCUACAUUUUGGCAGGAGACAGGUUUCGUAAGGAGGUUCUAAAUGUGCUCCAAUGUAAGAGUUCUCGUUAA